AAAGGGUUACGCGGGACUGUGCUGGGAGACGAGUAUGGUGGGGUGGAGACAAUAAGGCAGGGCUGUGGUUGUGAUUCAAACACUGCCGAUGCGUACCAGUGAGACAGGACACUGCAGAGUUCUUCUUUUCUUUUCCUUCCUUUUCUUAUUCGGUUUAUCUCCUACUUAUCUGCGUCUAUCAUCCACAGCUUAUGAUCGACGGUGUUGGAGGAAUAUAGUGAUGACACAAGCCAUAUCACCGGGAUUGAAUAGCAUUUGCAUAUCCUUAGCACAUUGGCUCCUAGCCUCUAUCUCAAAUAAUCAUAGUGUUUGGUCUUCUCUAUCGCUUUUCCCUUCUAUACCUGCGCAGAGCCAAAGUCUCCGUGACAACAAAUCACGUGAAGAAUCCGCAUGCGUCCCAGAAGAGGACGGACAAAGAAACUCCAGUACUACAGUACUCACUUUCAAACUCCCAAAGGACGACGAAAUCCUCAAGCCACGUACACGAUAAAACCCAACGCAUACCAGGCCAACUCCUCGAGAGAUGCACGUUGAAUGCAAGGAAGGCGGCAACAAUCGUGAACGAUGAACACCUUGGAAAGACACAGCCUGCAUUACCUACUUACCUAUUUACACCCCUGUGCAGUUGAGCAUCGACCCCAAUCUUGAAGACCCCACGCAUACCCGACGUAUUUCGCACUGAUAUCUGUGAAGA
Westerdykella ornata is the source of this 694-nucleotide messenger RNA. RefSeq lists its product as uncharacterized. The record is from RefSeq and is a predicted model, not a curated record. The transcript has a single exon. Lineage: Eukaryota; Fungi; Ascomycota; Dothideomycetes; Pleosporales; Sporormiaceae. Bases 89 to 490 code for a protein of 133 amino acids.